Molecule: messenger RNA, 1397 nt
Organism: Puntigrus tetrazona (Sumatra barb)
Lineage: Eukaryota; Metazoa; Chordata; Actinopteri; Cypriniformes; Cyprinidae
Exons: 6
Coding region: 144-1016 (290 amino acids)
Source: RefSeq, a predicted model, not a curated record
GAACCACGAUGUGAACCAAUCGGCGUCGUUGAGCGCAGGAGCACGGUCUCGUUUUAAACCGCCCCUGCUGUUGAGCAAGCGCUGCCGCGGAGGUACAGGCUCGGGGCGUUUCGUGUUUUCGUGAGAGUCCGCAAACCUGAGCUAUGUCUGCCAACAGAGAGGCAAUGAACACCAAUCUCAUCGACGAACCCGAGGAAGACUUCAGCAGUCCGGAUGUGCGAUAUUCAGUUUUUCAGAACGCAGAUAAAAGCAGAAGGGGAUUUUGCCAAGAUCCCUUCAAGGUGGCCACAGCAUGCCUGACUGCCUUCUGCCUCAUCUUACUCAUGAUCCUGGUGGUCACAAGUGUUCACAGGGGUCAGGCGCAAGAUCAGGAUUCUCUGUCCAGCGCCGCUGAAUCACACAUGCAGAAGGACUGCGCUAACGUCUCGGCUCUGACUGAAGAACUGCAGGCUGUGAAGAAAGAAAAGAGCAAACUGGACAAUGAACUGCAGGCUACGAAGAAAGAAAAGAGCGAACUGGAGAAGGAACGGACACAGCUGAAGAAUAAAAUCGCUGAACUUGAGGCCACCCCUGCUCCGCAAACCACUCCGUCGCCAACUAAAAAUCCCUGUCCCAAUGACUGGGAGCACUUUAACGGCAGCUGUUACUACGUCUCUGAAUACCGAAGGAGCUGGUCGGACAGUCAGGCGUACUGCAAGCGGCAAGGAGGACAUCUGGCCAUUAUCCUCACAGCUGCCGAACAGACGUUCAUAUGGAACCUGCUGCCCCGUGGAUACUGGAACGCUUACUGGUUUGGCAUAAGUGAUGAAAACGUAGAAGACGACUGGCACUGGGUGGACGGCACUAAACUAGUUGGAGGCUUCUGGGAAGAUGGUGAGCCUAACAACCAUAUUAAUGAAGACUGUGGCUACAUGAUAAAAACAACCGUGUUAAGCCGCGUGGCUAUAAGGAGCUGGUAUGAUGCGCCCUGUCACAUGUCCCUGCCCUGGAUCUGUGAGAAACUGGUGUCUUCUUGAUCUUCGCUCCCACCAUCAUCAUCCUCUUCACCUCCAUCAACAGACAUUCAGGGUUGAUCUCAGGGUUUUUUUUAGUCAGUGUUUAAAAUGUUAAAAUGACUAACUCUAGUCAUGUAUCAAAAAAAGCAACUAACUGAUUAUUUUAAUCUGAAAACAUAUGUGCAUUAAUCUACAUUUAGCUAUGCUUUUAACAAUGUGUGAUUUAACUGAUUUGAAUUUUAUAUAAAAACCAUUAGAGACAAUUUAUCAUAAAAAAAUGUUCUUAUUGUUUUUAUUUUAUCUUUUUAUAGAGUGUGUGUGGGGUUCUGCUUAAUAAUAAAAAUAUAACAGUGAUUUUACAAACAAUUUUAUAAAAUAAACUUGCUGGUAGUUACACUUGCA